Podarcis muralis (Common wall lizard) is the source of this 1706-nucleotide messenger RNA. RefSeq names its product keratin, type I cytoskeletal 19-like. The record is from RefSeq and is a predicted model, not a curated record. Gene Ontology annotation, biological process: intermediate filament organization; epithelial cell differentiation. Gene Ontology annotation, molecular function: structural molecule activity. NCBI's taxonomy places the organism in Eukaryota, Metazoa, Chordata, Lepidosauria, Squamata, Lacertidae. Gene Ontology annotation, cellular component: cytoskeleton.
CUUCUGCUUAGUCUUUGGGCUUCUUUCUGAAGGUCUUUCGCGAUGAGCUGUAGCACCAAACAGGCAUCCACCAUGUACACGAGAGGCAGAAGCAGCAGUGGGAGCUGCGGUGGAAUCCGGGUUUCUUCGGGAGUCUCCGGGAGGUGUGCUGCCCCUGCCGUAGGUAGCGUUAGAUGUGAUAUGUCUGGGAGGAGCUACUGCAGCGGAGUGAGUUUCGGAGGGGGCCUGAGUGGAGGCAGCUGCAUCGAUGGUGGCUUUGGUGGCGGGUACAUGUGUGCUCCUGGUGGCGGCGCCGCCCGCUUUGGUGGCUUUGGCAUUUGCCAUGAUGCGCCCUUGAUCUCCUGUGAUGAGAAGAUGACCAUGCAGAACCUCAACGACCGCUUGGCCUCUUACUUGGACAAAGUGCGGUGCCUGGAGGAGGAGAACGCUCAGCUCGACUGCAAAAUCAGGGAGUGGUAUGACCGCCAAGGUGCCCUCUGUGACCCCAAGGACUACAGCUGUUACUACCAACAAAUUGAAGACCUUAAAAACCAGAUUAUCUGUGCCACUGUGGACAACAGCAAGCUUGUUCUGGAUAUUGAUAAUAACCGGAUGACUGCAGAUGACUUCAGACUGAAGUAUGAGACUGAGCUGGCCCUCUGCCAAAAUGUGGAAGCUGACAUCAAUGGCUUACGUCAAGUCCUGGAUCAACUGACCCUUUGCAGGUCUGACUUGGAGGCUCAGCUGGAAGCCCUCAGAGAAGAGCUGUGUUGCCUCAAGAAAAACCACGAAGAGGAAAUCAAGGGUCUGAGGAACCAAGCAACUGGGGACGUGAGUGUGGAAGUCAACUCCUGCCCAGGCCCAGACCUGAAGAAGGUCUUGGAAGAAAUGAGAUGCCAGUAUGAAACUAUGAUUGAGAACAACCGCAGAGAAGUUGAACAGUGGUAUGAAUGUAAGAUGGAGGAAGUGAAUCAGGAAGUCUGUAACAGCAGCAAGGAGGUUGAAGACUGCAACAACCAAGUUGUUGACCUGAAGCGCCAGCUGCAGACCUUGGAAAUUGAUCUGCAGGCUCAGCUUAGCCUGAGGGACACACUGCAAGGAUCCUUGGCCGAGACCGAGUGUCGAUAUAACAGCCACUUGUGCGAAAUACAGAACCAGAUCUCUUGCGUGGAGCAGCAGCUGGCAGAGUUGAGGGCAGAGAUGGAAUGCCAGAACCGAGAAUACAGGGACCUCCUGGACGUCAAAUGCCGCCUGGAACAGGAGAUCCAGACCUACCGCUGCCUGCUAGAGGGAGGCCAGAAUGACAUUGUGGGCUCGAGCAGUGGUGGUUCAGGAGGCGGAGCCUGCAGGCAGUCAGGAGGAGGUGUGGCUAGAACUUCCCACACGUACACGACCUCCUCUUCCCAGUGCCAGCCUUGCCAGCCUGAUGUCAAAGGGUACAGCAGAUAAGAGCUGGAAAGAGAAGAGCAUCUUCUGUAGAUGCAGCUAUUGCAAUUCUAUCCUGUAAACUUUCUGGGCUCAUACUGACAAGCAAGAGGAAUCUUUCCCCCCCAGCUACUGAACACUAUAAAUACCAACCAUCCACCAGUGGGCUGACCUCCAAGCUCAUUAUAUUACUCACUUCUAUAAGCUCCAGGAUAUUAUUAACCAUGGCUAAAUGUUAACCAGCAUUGUGGGGUUGGUCUUGGGCAUUGUGGGACUUCAAUAAAACUAUGCUUCUGCCUGAU